Molecule: messenger RNA, 375 nt
Organism: Cuscuta europaea
Lineage: Eukaryota; Viridiplantae; Streptophyta; Magnoliopsida; Solanales; Convolvulaceae
Source: the annotation of a GenBank genome assembly
GGCUUACGAAGAAAUUAAUGAUGUUGGGAAGAACUUUGCAAACAAAGUGGGUAAUCAUGAUGUGCCAUUACUCAAUUGGAAGGCCGAACGAAAAUUUCAUUACUCUAAGCUUAGACGAGUAGUAUUUCCAGAGGAGGAGGAAAAGCUUUCUGAUUCAGAGGGGGGAGAGGAAGAAGAGAACCAAGAAGAAGAAAUGACUGAGGAAGACCUGCGCUUGUUCGAAAAGGUUAAAAUAUUGGAGGAGCUGCAGGACCUACGGAAGUAUGUUCAAAGGGUUGAAAACAAAAUCACUUAUGUUGAAAAAAGUCUUUCAGAAAUAAAGGUACUACUUCUGAAGUUGGUUGGCAAACCGAACCCAUCGGUUGAGGAAGAGGU